AUGCCGUCCAGAAAAAAAACAGCCAUGUUUGCAUCUGCUUUUUUUACCAGUGUUUGCUCUUUCGUGAUUAUUUGUGUUGCUGGCACCCAGCACUGGAUGAGUAGCGAGGUUCGCUUUUCUGGCACAAAUUCCAGCGUUACCGUGAGUCUCACCUACGGACUUUUUAGCGGUACCUGUGAACAGUUCGUUGAUGCGGGACUUCAGGUUUCAGAAAGGACUUUCCAAGUUGCAGAUAACCUGAGCAACACCAAGGCGAAAAGCAUGAUCACUGCGAUUAUUGUGAUUCUGAUUCUCAGUUUACUGAGUUCCCUUCUGAGUUCUGGAUUUACCUGCACUAAUGCUGUCAGUAAUCCCUACCAGACGUUUUUGGGACCCACCGGAGUCUAUACCUGGAAUGGCUUAUGCGACAUCUUCAUAGUUAUAGCCAUGAUACUUUUUCCUGUGAACAUAGAAGAAAACGGCCUGUCUAUAGAAUUGGCCCGUGGAUGUUUUUCUUUUCUGCAGACUCAUAGCAAAUCUGAACACACUUACGGAUAUUCAUAUUGGAUCAUGCUUCUCAUCAUUUUUCUGAACACUGCUUCUAUCAUCAUCAUAUAUUUCUAUGACCAUGCAAGAUAUUCUAAGAAGAAAGAACAGGAAAAACCCAUUGAAAAUGCACCGAAAGAUGUCAUUCUGUUUUAA
Gymnogyps californianus (California condor) is the source of this 681-nucleotide messenger RNA. It is a transcript of the gene CLRN3, whose product is annotated as clarin 3. The record is from RefSeq and is a predicted model, not a curated record. Lineage: Eukaryota; Metazoa; Chordata; Aves; Accipitriformes; Cathartidae.